Thelazia callipaeda (thelaziosis nematode) is the source of this 750-nucleotide messenger RNA. The record is from the annotation of a GenBank genome assembly. NCBI's taxonomy places the organism in Eukaryota, Metazoa, Nematoda, Chromadorea, Rhabditida, Thelaziidae.
AUGUAUCGACUAAGGAAAUCCGCCUUGGAAACCGUCUCAUCUUGCUAUAUCAUUCGAUUCUUGGUCAAAUUUAGUAAUGGUUGUUUGUAUAGGUCAAAGGGAUUGUCAUUGACAUUACUCAUUUUGUAUCAUUGUGAAGCAGCAACACCUAAUUUAAUCCAUGCCGAAUAUUUGAAAAUAGCCAAGUUUUGGGUGCUUACUUGGAUAACGGUGAAUUUAUGUCUUGAAACAUUCCAAAAAUGGAAGUUGGGGAAAAUAUUUGCAAAUGAAUGUAUUGCUGAAAAUAUUCUGUAUCAAACUGAUAGUAUCGCAGCUAUUGUAAUCGGUGCUGCUUGGCUUGCAUUCCCAAAAUGGUUACUACAUCGACAGGUAAAAGUACCACUGGAUGAAUCGCAUGAACUCUGUGCUCGAAUUAUGGGUGCUUUUUUUACAUCAUCUUGCGUGAUUGGUUCACAUGUUUUGUACUGGAAAGAACUGAAAGAUCGUUUAAUUGGCGUUGAUGCACGUGCUUGUGUACGUCUAAAAUUGAAACAUUACUGCGUUGAUUAUUUAGAGCGUUAUAAAAAGACUAUUUGUACAUUAACGCUUGUGGCACAAAUAUGGUCGCAGUAUGCAUACUGGAGAGACUGGAAUGAAAGUCAUUGGAUUGGCAUAUCGUUGAUUUCAACCUGGAUGAUAAUUUGUGUAGUCGUUAGAUUUUAUUUAACAGUACGAAUGAAACGAUCACAAAAUAUAAAAAAAUUAUCUUGA